GUCAAAUCUAAGUCCAAGAUACUGCUUGUGGAAGAGUAUAGGUAGUUCAGCCGCGCAGACUCAGAGCACAUAGAUAGAACAGUCAACAUCGUUAUAGUAUGCAUAGGAAACGUACCGAUGGAUGGCUGAUUGUCCUACUAGAGAAAGAUGCACUGUCUCUUGCAUUGUCUGUCUUUCAAAGUGUGCGAACGACAAUGGGACGAGGGCCUCGACGCAACCCUGAGAGCUGUAUGAAGCAGAUCAGAAUUUCCAUUAUCGGGGAGCCUCCGACGAGGCAAGCCGUCUGCGUGGAUGUGAACCGUAGUCGCGUGUCAAGUUAUGUCCCUCGUAGUUUUCGACACUUUUACAGAGAACUACCAAUCUAUAUAGAAUCGGUGCAGUCGCUAUCUCACCCAAAAAACGCCGAAGGCUCAGGGCCGUAAUGCCAAACGACACGAAGGUCAUGAAGGGCAGGUACCGGCAGCUGUGGGUUGUGACCAUG
Messenger RNA from Rhodofomes roseus, 481 nucleotides. RefSeq lists its product as uncharacterized. NCBI's taxonomy places the organism in Eukaryota, Fungi, Basidiomycota, Agaricomycetes, Polyporales, Fomitopsidaceae. Bases 99 to 422 code for a protein of 107 amino acids. The record is from RefSeq and is a predicted model, not a curated record. The transcript has 2 exons.